Messenger RNA from Dermacentor albipictus, 741 nucleotides. Its product is annotated as thrombin inhibitor hemalin-like. The record is from RefSeq and is a predicted model, not a curated record. NCBI's taxonomy places the organism in Eukaryota, Metazoa, Arthropoda, Arachnida, Ixodida, Ixodidae. Gene Ontology annotation, molecular function: serine-type endopeptidase inhibitor activity.
UAUUUCUGCUUGGUAUAAAGUCAUAGCUCACAGAGGCUGCACAAGGGUAUCACAGAAUGAACGGCAACAUGAAGUUCUACAUUCUUCUAGCUCUCAUCGGUGCAGCCCUUGCGGCUUCCGGCAUUCCUGACCGGUGUCGACUGCCAGCCCACCCAGGAUUCUGCAAAAUGCCCCUGCUCAGAUGGUGGUUCAACGCGGAGACAAGCCAGUGCGAAGAGUUCUACUUCGGCGGAUGCAACGGAAACGCAAACAAUUUCGAAACCAAAGAGGCGUGUGAAAAGACCUGCUCGGCAGAUCAAGAUGAAAAUAACCAGAGACAUCGGAGAGCUAUCAGUGACAAGAAGGGCCGUGUAAAUUUAUUCGGACCUGUAUGUCAUAGGCCACCUUCCAGCGGUCCCUGCAGGGCAGCUUUUACCCGAUUCUACUUUGAUGCUGGCUCGAGUUCGUGUCGUACGUUCACCUACGGCGGCUGCAAGAGCAACGGCAACAACUUCAGGACCGCAAGUGAAUGCAUGCAGGCUUGCGGGGGACGGAAGGCGCCGUUUCCGAAGCCACGAUGAGGCAGGGAUCUAGCAAAUCUGAAUGAUACCGGUAGGAGUAAAAAAAAUAAUGAAAAUAUAAUGUGUUAUCACAGUAAAUAUUCAAUGACAUUAAUUUUAACGCUCUCGCUUGGUUUCAGAGAUGUAUGUAUGUGUGCUGAAUAAAAUCGGGAAUGUUGGCUGUCAAUCUCUUUUUAAAGAA